This is a messenger RNA of Babesia ovata, 987 nucleotides long. RefSeq lists its product as uncharacterized. The record is from RefSeq and is a predicted model, not a curated record. NCBI's taxonomy places the organism in Eukaryota, Apicomplexa, Aconoidasida, Piroplasmida, Babesiidae. Bases 1 to 987 code for a protein of 328 amino acids. The transcript has 2 exons.
AUGGUGUUUCACUCAUACGUUAGGCGUAUAUUCAGCCAGGUCAUCCCGGCUUACCGCGGUGUACCGGUGUUUCAAAAUGGAUUUGUUCGUUACACCGCGGCUGCCGCCAGAACCGAUCCGUCUGCCUUGGAACCCGUUCGGCCAGACGACUCAUCAAUAACGCCAUCUCGUGAAGCAGUGCUUCGCGUAAGCAAGGAUGGUGUUGACUUUGUGGAAGGCGCGGUCAGCGGGUCCCUUGUUACGGAGCUAGAGGAUGAGAUGCUGCCUUCUGCACCGCAUAUAGACAAGAACAGUUUCAAGAACUAUAUCGAGAUACCCAACAGCGGUAUUAGGAGUCUGUUAUCUGCAAGCAGCUUGAGGAUUCUAACCAACUGCCCUAUACCUUUCAAAGAGUAUGUAGAAGGCAGUCCGAACGCCCACCACUACCCGCUGAGCAUCCUGCCGAGGAAGUUUUCAGCGAAGCUUGGGGGAGAUGUUAUGGUGACAACCUAUGACGUGCAUGAAAAAGACUACAACGUUGAAAAUGGUCGCAGAGUCAUGUUGAGCGUAUUUCCCACGUUGAGGACUCAACCAAGUGAAGUGUUGUUGCAGAAGCUGCAAGGGAAGAACACGCUUCUCGUGCUGUUCUCCGGAGACCCCCCUUACGCCGACGCGAAGAACGCCCUUGAGUGGCACUCGGCGGUUGAAUUCGACGUGCACAAGCAUCUAAUUCUGAACUACGCCUCCCCUGUGGGUAUGUGGCACUUCCACAAGCGAUACGUGACUACGCUUGCGUCGUCACUCGUCAACCGCUGCAACUUCAGCUGCAUCAUGCGCAAACUGAGCGCCGAGGAGACUGUUGCGUUCCAUCAAUACCGGCGCAGUUUCACCAGUGUGCUGCUGCUGGAUCGCUUCGGGUACAUUCGUUGGCAUGCCGUGGGAAAGCCAACGCUGGAAGCACGAUACCUGCUGAAGGAGGCUUACGAUCAACUGCAGAGCGAAUGUUGA